GGAAGCGGCGCGGGUGGCACCGGAAGUGGCGAGUAUCCCGCGCGCGGAUGGCGGCGGCGGUGAUGGCGGCGGCGGGCGUUGGAGGGGCUGGCGCGGCCCGCUCCCUCUCGCGCUUCCGAGGUUGCCUGGCUGGCGCGCUGCUCGGGGACUGCGUGGGCUCCUUCUACGAGGCCCACGACACCGUCGACCUGACGUCAGUCUUGCGUCACGUCCAGAACCUGGAACCGGACCCCGACACGCCCGGGAGCCAGCGGACAGAAGCCUUGUACUACACAGAUGACACAGCCAUGGCCAGAGCCCUGGUGCAGUCCCUGCUAGCCAAGGAGGCCUUUGACGAGGUGGACAUGGCUCACAGAUUUGCUCAGGAGUACAAGAAGGACCCUGACAGGGGCUAUGGUGCUGGAGUAGUCACUGUCUUCAAGAAGCUCCUGAACCCCAAAUGUUGCGAUGUCUUUGAGCCUGCCCGGGCCCAGUUUAACGGGAAAGGCUCCUAUGGCAAUGGAGGUGCCAUGAGGGUGGCUGGUAUCUCCCUGGCCUAUAGCAGUGUCCAGGAUGUACAGAAGUUUGCCCGGCUCUCAGCCCAGCUGACACAUGCCUCCUCCCUGGGUUACAAUGGCGCCAUCCUGCAGGCCCUGGCUGUGCACCUGGCCUUGCAGGGGGAGUCUUCCAGCGAGCACUUUCUCCAGCAACUCCUGGGCCACAUGGAGGAGCUGGAGGGAGAUGCCCAAUCCGUCUUGGACGCCAGAGAAUUGGGCAUGGAGGACCGUCCGUACUCCAGCCGCCUGAAGAAGAUUGGAGAGCUUCUAGACCAGGCGUCGGUGACCAGAGAAGAAGUGGUGUCUGAGCUAGGGAAUGGAAUUGCUGCCUUCGAGUCGGUGCCCACUGCCAUCUACUGCUUCCUGCGCUGCAUGGAGCCGGACCCUGAGAUCCCCUCUGCCUUCAAUAGCCUCCAGAGGACUCUCAUCUAUUCCAUCUCACUUGGUGGGGACACAGACACCAUUGCCACCAUGGCGGGGGCCAUUGCUGGUGCCUACUAUGGGAUGGAUCAGGUGCCAGAGAGCUGGCAGCAAAGCUGUGAAGGCUAUGAGGAGACAGACGUCCUGGCCCGGAGCCUGCACCGUGUCUUCCAGAAGAGUUCAUGAGAGCCACAGCUGCUGGGGCUCUGCCAAGUCCCCGGGGACCAACUACAGCUCAGAUCAACAGAAACCCUGAGCUUCCUUGAGUGUGGCUCCCCACCCUUCCUGCAUUGUGGAGCUGAGUGCACCAGUGGGGCUGGGGUCUCUUCAGGGGAGGUCACUGGAACAGCGAGCAUGGGACUGGUGCUUCGCUGUUGCUGGCUGUCUGGUUUGCUGCAGGGCACUCCCGCUCCUCAGUAGGACAGAGGGGUCCAGGCGCGUUUAUCUUGGAGGGGUACUGAUGGCAUGUUCCUGUAUUAUCUUGCAGAUGUGACGUGGGGAGGUGGAAAUGAUGUGCAGUAGCAUCAUUUCUCCCUGUUGGGUUUUGCCAGUUUCCAGCAAGCGCAUCCUAGCAGGGCCCCCGAGCAGCAGGUUGUGUGGAUGAAGGGACAGGCGCAUGCAUCCAGCUGAUCUAGGUCACACCUGGCUCUUGGCUGCCAUGUGGGUUAUUAACAGCUUCCAGUGGAAGUCGCAGCAAUAAACAGUUUUUGGUAAAUCUCA
Messenger RNA from Cebus imitator (Panamanian white-faced capuchin), 1676 nucleotides. It is a transcript of the gene ADPRS, whose product is annotated as ADP-ribosylserine hydrolase. The record is from RefSeq and is a predicted model, not a curated record. NCBI's taxonomy places the organism in Eukaryota, Metazoa, Chordata, Mammalia, Primates, Cebidae. Bases 48 to 1142 code for a protein of 364 amino acids. Gene Ontology annotation, cellular component: mitochondrion; nucleus. The transcript has 6 exons.